This is a messenger RNA of Lepus europaeus (European hare), 2226 nucleotides long. RefSeq names its product HLA class II histocompatibility antigen, DQ beta 1 chain. The transcript is spliced from 6 exons. Lineage: Eukaryota; Metazoa; Chordata; Mammalia; Lagomorpha; Leporidae. The record is from RefSeq and is a predicted model, not a curated record. Gene Ontology annotation, cellular component: membrane; MHC class II protein complex. Gene Ontology annotation, biological process: immune response; peptide antigen assembly with MHC class II protein complex; immunoglobulin production involved in immunoglobulin-mediated immune response. Bases 40 to 849 code for a protein of 269 amino acids. Gene Ontology annotation, molecular function: MHC class II protein complex binding.
UUUGCUGACUGCCAUUCGCUUCUUCCCUUGUUCUCAAGUAUGUCCCGGCGGAUGGCGCUGCGGCUUCCCAGAAGCCUUCGUAGAGCAGCUGUGCUGGCGAUCCUGGUGGUGCUGAGCUCCCCGGCGGCAGAGGGCCACGACUCCCCACAGGAUUUCGUGUUCCAGUUCAAGGGCUUGUGUUACUUCACCAACGGGACGCAGCGGGUGCGGUCCGUGAACAGAUACAUCUACAACCGGGAGGAGUUCGUGCGCUUCGACAGCGACGUGGACGAGUACCUGGCGGUGACCGAGCUGGGCCGGCCGGACGCCAAGAACUGGAACAGCCAGCCGGACAUCCUGGAGCGGACGCGCGCCGAGAUAGACACGGUCUGCAGACACAACUACGAGAUUGAGCUGGGCAGCACCUUACAGCGGCGAGAGAAGCCUAUGGUGACCAUCUCCCCUUCCGAGACAGAGGUUCUGGACCACCACAACAUGCUGGUCUGCUCAGUGACAGAUUUCUACCCCAGCCAGAUCAAAGUCCGCUGGUUUCGGAAUGACCAGGAGGAGACAGCUGGGAUUGUGUCUACCCCCCUUAUUAGGAAUGGGGACUGGACCUUCCAGAUUCUGGUGAUGCUGGAAAUGACUCCCCAGCGAGGAGAUGUCUACACCUGCCAAGUGGAGCACCCCAGCGUCGAGAGCCCCAUCACGGUGGAGUGGCGGGUGCAGUCUGAAUCUGCCCAGAGCAAGAUGCUGAGUGGUGUUGGCGGCUUCGUGCUGGGGCUGAUCUUCCUCGGGCUGGGCCUUUUCAUCCGUCAAAGGAGUCAGAAAGGGACCCGUGGGCCUCCACCAGCAGGGCUCCUGCGCUGACUCCUGUGGACAUUUUAACAGAUUAGUUAUUGCUUCUGUAAAGCCCGACUUCCUGUCCUAGCUCAGAACUCCCAGCUGCCUGAGUCAGCCUGCCUUCCUCUGAGAUCAGAGUCCCACAGUGACUCUGUUGCAGCUGCCAUCUCACCUCCUGUGACCCCACUCCAAGGAUUUGGCUGUGACUCGGCUUCCUGAACUGUCCCCAGAGCCUCUGCCUGUGUCUGUGUGCUGCCAGCUGUGUCUCCUCAACGGGGUUUCUGUUUCCACAUCCUGCCCCUACAAGUUGCUCAAGAAGAGCACAUCAAAACCACUUACCUGAAAUUAGAGCUUUUUUCAUAAUUAAACACGAUUAUGUGUUGUUUGUAUCCAAAUCCUCUUUAAUUGGGUGGAGGCAGGAAACUGCUACAGGGUGAAGCAGAAGAUGUUUGAGGUGACCAAGCCAAUGUGUGACCAGAAGGGGUGCUGUUCAUUGAAAGGAGACGAGAAGAUCAUGGGGGUGCCAUGAAAGGGUGGGCAGAAGAGAGACCCAUUCAAUUGUCACACCUUUGAUGGGUCUUAAUAUGAUGUUUGAUGCAACAGCUUUAGGAUAUCCUAGGCUCUCUUUCAGUCUGGAGCUUUGUGUAUUCUAAGCAUGGGGGAAUUAUUGGUGGUAUACAUAGCAGUCCCUGGUGUCACAGAGAAACAAACUGUUCCAAGUGUAUCCUGGCAAGUUACACUGAGACCAAUUUUCGUUUUUGAGAAAGUAGAAUCAGCAAUAAAAAAUUCUAUAUUAUUGGUUCCAAAUGAUUGAAGCUCAACUCACACUUACUUUUUUUUCCCCAUGUAACAUGAAGUCCUGGGUUAAACUGUUUUCAGAAGUGAAUAGAUUGAGAGAUUCAAUGAGGUCUUCAUCUCUCUUUGUGUACACCCUUUUCUUUUUUGCUAUGCCUCGUUUUGUCCCUCUGUAUUUCUUUCAGUGUAUUGCUCUGCAUAUUUUAUGUCUGUCUUUGCAUCUCCGUGUGUCUCCUGCUUUCACUGCUUUGCUGCCCCUUUGUGUGGCCCUAUUUAUAGCUGUACCUUUGUCACUGUUUAUCUAUAGCACUCUGUUUCCUUUUGCAAAUCCAGUUUUUGCAUUUAUCUUUCUCAUCACCUCAUAUCUCACCUCAGUUUCUGCGUUUUUGUCUGUCUUUGGUCUGUGUUUCUAUUGUGUCUACUGGGGUUUUAAGAUAGUGUGGUAGAUUGUGAUUGGCCAAGAAUGGGUCAUAUGAACAACUUUUAAAAACAUCCUGGGGCUGGUGCUGUGGUGUAGCAGGUAAAACCAUGGCUUGCAGUGCUGGCAUCCCAUAUGGGCGCCGGUUUGAGUCCUGGCUCCUCCACUUCCAAUCCAGCUCUCUGCUAAGA